AUGCUUGCGUGGGGUAGCAUUACUGUGGGUAUGGCUUUCGUAACUAAUGGUCGACAGUUACUCAUUGUCCGCUUUCUGAUCACUUAUGGCAUGGCACAAAUGAAAGGUAUCGGUGGUCUGAAAGGUUGGCAAUGGACAUUUUUGCUUGAAGGUUUACCGAUCAUCCCGCUCGGGUUGAAUAAUAUUGAGAAACAGCUAUUGACAAAUCUUCUCCGAAACGAUUCAGGUGUAGCCGACAGUGAGCUCAUAUCAAGUACUCGACUUUCAUGGCGACAAGUUCGUUAUGUUUUCAUCGAUUGGCGAAUCUAUUUGUAUGGCCUAAUUUUUGUUGGCAAUACGACCGUUAUCGUAUGUCUGACAGCGUUUCUUCCGACACUAGUCGAAAGUAUGGGUUGCUCCAAAACUGAAGCACACAUAAUGACAGCACCACCUCAUAUUGUCGCAUGUGUUUGCUGUUUACUGGCUGGUUAUCUGUCUUCACGUCAAAAUGAACAUAGCUAUAAUCUUGCAUUUUGUCUAUUGGUCGCUUUAUUCGGAUUCAUUCUAAUGCUCACUCUGUUCAAUCAAGGCAAAGUGGCAGUCUAUGCCAGCAGUAUUGUUGCUUGUUGUGGUGUACUCGCUGCAUUUCCUUUACUACUCUCUUGGUUAACAAAUAACGUUGGUGGUCAUACAAAGAGAGCAAUGGCAAUCAGUUUCGUUUGGGGCAUCGGUCAAAUCGGUGGCAUUGCCAUUCCGCUGAUCUAUAGAGACGUUGAUAAGCCAACUUAUCGACGCGGACAUUUGAUCUGUGCUGGAAUGAUGGUUGUCAGUUUCAUUGUUACCAUUAUUUUACGCAUUUGUUUAAUGAGAGAAAAUCAUCGACGGACAAAUUUAUCACUAGAGGAGUAUGCACGUGAAGCAGCUAUCAAAGAACCCUGCGAUCGACAUCCUGACGUACGCUACGUGUUGUGA
This is a messenger RNA of Didymodactylos carnosus, 951 nucleotides long. Lineage: Eukaryota; Metazoa; Rotifera; Eurotatoria; Philodinida; Philodinidae. The record is from the annotation of a GenBank genome assembly.